AUGCCGGUCCGCCGUACCCGCUCUUUGCUGAAAGGUCAAGAAGUGGAGAUUUUCAAGCUCGUAUCCAAGGGUGCCACCCCAGAGCAGUGGGCGGAGUGGCUGCGGGUUCCACUGGAGCACGCCGCCGCCAGCGGCAACUUGGACCUCGUUAAUAAGUUGCUGAAGGCUGGGGCUGACGGCGAGGCCGGAUGGAGGGGUUGCGGCGACCGGACUCUGCUCGACGCUGCUCUCUCGGGUGGAAACGCUGGUGUCAUGUCUGCCUUACUUCAAGCAGGGUGUGGGCCGGAUGCCAAUGUGUUGGCCCCGUCCACCGGCAGAUCGGUGCUGUACCAGUCAAUCUUGAGCAAUCAGAAAGCUGUGGCGAGAGAGCUCAUCCUAGCCGGAGCCGAUGUCAACAUCAAGGACCGCGCCGAAAAAGCCGGCCCCCUCCUCGCCGCUGUUAGAGCAGGAUGUGACGAUCUUGUGCGUGAACUACUGAUGGCCGGAGCAAACCCGAACGCUCGUCUAGGUUACGAUCGCGGAACAACUCUGCACGCUGCGGCUGGGAUGAACAAAGCGAAAAUUGUUUCGGUGCUGUUGAGCUCUCCCAUGACCGAUAAGGACGCCCUCGUCGACGGGUACACCCCGCUGAUGGUGGCGGCCGAGCAGGGUCAUGUGGCCACGGUGAAGGUUCUCUUGGCCGCAGGUGCUGAUGUCGACGUGCGGGAGGUGGACUACUCCUGCUCAGCGCUCUCCUUGGCCGCUCAGUACGGACGUAUUGGCGUGGUGAAGGCCUUGCUGGAGCAUGGUGUAGAUGCCAAUGAGGGGGUUAUCGACGAUCAGAGCCCUCUUCACUGGGCCGCCGGCCACAACAGACCCGACUGUGUUGCGGUCCUGCUAGAUGCCGGAGCCAACAUUAACGGUCGGUGUAACUUCCUUGACAACCAUACACCUCUCCAUUCCGCCUCCAAAACUGCGAGUAACGAAGCCCUGCUCGCCCUCUUGAGUCGGGGAGCCCGCGUCGACGAGAAGACGGACGAUGGAUCGACGGCUCUACAUCUCGCAGGCCACGCGAGGGGCUAUAAAGUCGACGACACCGUGGAUACUCUUUUGAGAUGGGGCGCCUCAGAACAAGCCGUCGAUGAGAAUGAUGAAACACCCGUUGAUCGGUUGACAGAAGUGGCGCGUGAAGUGGUGUGGGAGUGGCCGGAGCUAGACCGCGCACUCGAGCUGUUGGCCCGUGCUCCAGCGGACAGGGCGUGGCGGCGCCGGGGUUGGCUGGUGAUGCUUCAUGAACGAACCAAGAAGGAACGGCACGUCCGCGGCGAUCGCCCACGCAAGGGAGAGAAAGUAGGCAGUGGCGAAGAGGUUCUUCUCGGUGAUGGGGAGCGUGGCCGCGGUAAGAACGCGCGACGUCGCGGCGGGGCGGCCGUCAAGGCGGACUUGCGCGGUGUGGUGAACGUGCUGGUAGGGCUGGAGUCGGAAGGAGUGUUCCGCACGAUCGUGGGCUACGUCUGAGAUGAGAACUUCACGGAAGGACAGGCGCACGAUGACCACCCUGGUGGGACUGCCGAGGACGUGCAACGCCGACCAGACAAAGUCUGUAAUCCUGCCUAUCUGAGGAGGCUCAUCGAUAAUGUCAUCGUGUCAAGUCCGUCUGGGUCGCGCAUGUGCAUGUUAUGCAUGCCUUGAUGUGAUCGACACGAUCCCGUCAUCGUCAUCAGUAAUAUGUUUGUACAAAGGAAGCAACGGAGUUUGUAGGUUAGGGAGAAAAUCCGAUUGAAGCAAUGGAUAACAUGGACUGCUGCAGUUUUGUGCCAGUCCAUCCAACCUCUUUAAAACCAACCCAGUCCAACAUGUGGUGUCUCCUCAUAUGGCAUGCGCAGAAGGGGUGGUCGUAAGACCAUUUGUAUCAGUGUCGGAUAUCGUUGCUCACGGUGAGCAUACGAUUCCACUAGGUUUCCAUUCGGGUAAAUAGUCGUUCGGCUCGCGCUCCAUGGUUUGGCACAGAAGUGAAGGUGGCGCCCAGAGGUAUACAUGUUUGUCUCAGCCUGUUCAUCGUGUAGUUGUAUGUAGCUGUGUGUUUCGCAAGUUCGUUUGGCUCAAUGUUGUCAUGCCGCCCGAGGAUUUCGCGAUCGUCGCAAACGCGCGGUCCGGGAAGGCUCCUCAACCCGUGCACGCUGCGGAUGAGCGUAGUU
Ectocarpus sp. CCAP 1310/34 is the source of this 2177-nucleotide messenger RNA. The record is from the annotation of a GenBank genome assembly. Lineage: Eukaryota; Phaeophyceae; Ectocarpales; Ectocarpaceae.